Molecule: messenger RNA, 1075 nt
Organism: Mya arenaria
Lineage: Eukaryota; Metazoa; Mollusca; Bivalvia; Myida; Myidae
Product: iron-sulfur protein NUBPL-like
Exons: 11
Coding region: 89-1000 (303 amino acids)
Biological process (GO): mitochondrial respiratory chain complex I assembly; iron-sulfur cluster assembly
Cellular component (GO): mitochondrion
Molecular function (GO): ATP-dependent FeS chaperone activity; 4 iron, 4 sulfur cluster binding; ATP binding
Source: RefSeq, a predicted model, not a curated record
UAAUGGGUUACACCUCAAGGGAAAGACAUCCCACACAGAAAUUUUAAUGUUAUCAUACGUUUUUCAUUUUUAAAAAGGUUAAAUUAUCAUGAAAAUUAUUACUCGUAAUGUUUUGCAUCAAAUGCGACGGAUGUCAACCCAUGACAAUCCUUUUGGUGUGAAGGAUGGUCUGUCAGAUCACCAGCAGAAGCUGAUGGCCCGUGGUCUGCCACAACGGAGACCUAUAGAUGGAGUCAAGUCAGUGGUGGUGGUUGCAUCUGGGAAAGGAGGAGUAGGCAAGUCAACAACUGCUGUGAAUCUUGCUUUGGCCAUGGCUGCAAAUGAACCAAAGAGGAACAUAGGUUUGCUGGAUGCAGAUGUGUAUGGACCAUCUCUACCCACCAUGAUGAAUCUGCAGGGGGAACCCUUUCUGGAUGACAAAAACCGCAUGAUUCCUCUUACAAACUUUGGAAUAAAGUGCAUGUCAAUGGGUUUCCUUGUGGAUGAGAAAUCUGCCAUAGUGUGGCGAGGACCAAUGGUAAUGUCUGCUGUACAGAGGCUGCUCAGGCAGGUUGCGUGGGCACCCCUUGACUACUUGUUUGUGGAUAUGCCGCCCGGGACUGGAGACAUUCAACUCUCCCUCUCCCAGAACAUACCCAUCAAUGGAGCAGUGAUAGUAUCAACUCCACAGGACAUUGCCCUCUUAGAUGCCAGGAGAGGAGCUGAAAUGUUCAGAAAGGUGGAUGUCCCAGUCCUUGGGCUAGUAGAAAACAUGAGUGUCUACAUCUGUCCCCAGUGUGGCCACCAGGAGCACAUUUUUGGCCAAGACGGGGCCAAGGGGCUGGCUGAGGAUAUGGGCGUGGAUAUAUUAGGCAGUGUACCACUGACUCGCGCUAUACGAGAGACCAGUGACUCAGGGCAGCCUAUAGUAGUGUCCGAUCCAGGCAGCCCACAAGCCACAGUGUACAGAGAUAUUGCUAGAACCAUAGCUGACAAACUGUCUACUUUGGAGAAAACAUAAUCAAGCAGCAUCUCCCUCUAUUUAUCUAUUUGUGUGUUUUUCUUGCAAUUGAUAUUUUAUUAAAACUAGCCAAAG